Messenger RNA from Gavia stellata (red-throated loon), 1520 nucleotides. It is a transcript of the gene UBE2W, whose product is annotated as ubiquitin conjugating enzyme E2 W. The transcript has 6 exons. NCBI's taxonomy places the organism in Eukaryota, Metazoa, Chordata, Aves, Gaviiformes, Gaviidae. The record is from RefSeq and is a predicted model, not a curated record. Bases 7 to 462 code for a protein of 151 amino acids.
UCCAUCAUGGCGUCUAUGCAGAAACGAUUACAAAAAGAACUAUUGGCAUUGCAAAAUGAUCCACCUCCAGGAAUGACUCUAAAUGAAAAAAGUGUACAAAAUUCAAUCACACAGUGGAUUGUAGACAUGGAAGGUGCUCCAGGAACACUAUAUGAAGGGGAGAAAUUUCAGCUUCUUUUUAAGUUCAGUAGUCGGUAUCCUUUUGAUUCGCCUCAGGUCAUGUUUACUGGAGACAAUAUUCCUGUUCAUCCUCAUGUUUAUAGCAAUGGUCAUAUCUGUUUAUCCAUUCUAACAGAAGACUGGUCUCCAGCUCUCUCAGUGCAAUCUGUUUGUCUUAGCAUUAUUAGCAUGCUUUCCAGCUGCAAAGAAAAGAGGCGACCUCCGGAUAACUCAUUUUAUGUAAGAACAUGUAACAAGAAUCCAAAGAAAACAAAAUGGUGGUACCAUGAUGACACAUGUUGAUGCCACCAUUUUGUGACCCUCGUAGCAGAAGAUAGUCCUACUGAGAAAAUGAGCACUUUGAUCAUUCAGUCUUUGAACUUUAACCUUUGACUGGAAGUGACCUAUAGGCAAUGAAGACUACUUCCUUUGACUGCAUUUUUACUAGUGUGCAUUCUGGGCGCAUGUUGAUCGCUGGUUCAGUCCAUGCAACUGACAUGCUUUUAUUAGUCAUACAGUAUUAAUGCAGGUGUCCAGAAAUGUCAGAAUAAUUCCAUUAUUUUUAUUUUAAGCUUUUUGGAAGAAUUCCAGGUCUUCAUAUAUUGUGCAAUAACACUAAGCUCCUUGGCGGUUUUGGUGCAUCCAUUGCCGGCAAUGGACAUUGUACCAGGGAAAGGUUUUGCUCCUGCCACAAGAAAGAUCGAUGCAUGACAGAGCUUAUGAAAGUUUUGGAUAUAUUUGGAUUAUAAGCAAGGGAUUGACCAUUACCUUAAAAGCCACCCCAUUCUUUUAUAUUUGGAUUCUAUGCACUGUGAUCACAAAACUAGCAGCAUGAGUUAACGUGCUUAGCUGAAGGACUGUAAUAAGAUCAUUGCAUAUUUAUUAAAUUGUUUAUCUGCUGUCAAAUUGUUUUGACAUAGAAGGUUUUUCAAGUGACAUUGGCGGAGAGGUACAAUGUUAUCCCUAUGGUGAAAUAAAACUACUUUUUGUAUAUAGUUAUUCAUAUCUCUGAAGCAAAGGUAUGAGUAAUUUAGGGUAUGAGUGAUUUAAUCAAGAAUUUAUUUUGGAGAUAGGAGAGGAUGGCAGUGAUAUAACUGAACUUGCUGCAGUCCGUAAUUGGGCUUGUGAUUUCUACUUUAGAGCUUUUUCCAAAUAGAUUGCACACUGUUAUUUCCUGCUAGCCAUCAGCAUGAGCCCUACUGCCUACACCAAUAUUUCAUUUAUUUAUGUGUUUGAAAGCAAUCCAUAUAACAUUUUUCGUUUGCAUUCACUGUUUCUUUUGUUGUUGUAUGUCAUGUUUGAAUGUUACAAACAAUAUUUUGAUUGAAAAGCUUUGUCAGAAGAUAUUUUCAUGUAAAUUA